ACAAUGAAAAUGGGCUAAAAGAAGAAAGUAUAGAAAAUAAAAGUCGUCGUCAUAAAUUCCUUCUUCUCUUUACUCACCGUCAAAUGAAUUUCAUAAUACUGGCCAAGACUAAGAAAUUAUUGAACCUCUCAUCAGCUCCAUAUUCUCUGUUAUUCCUCCACACCUACGCAAGUUACAGCGUAGCUAAAGCCGCCAAGCUUCUUCCCCAGACAGGAACCUGCCAAACAUUGACCUCAACCUUCUUCCAGCCUCGAAUCUCUCACACGGCCGCGACACGCUUUCUUCAACGGAAGCGAGGCCUAACCCAUAUCUAUAUCUCACGACAUUGUGUGUGUGUUUGUGUGUCUUAAUCUGCAAUCUGCGAAUCCUUUCGUUAAAAUGCCGCUAGCGUCGGUGUCUUCAACACGAGCAAUGUCGCCUCUUUUCCGCCUCACACUCUCCACCCCCCUCGUGCGCCUAUCGACACGCAGGCCCCUUUCGACAACGAGACGGUUGCUGAACGGUAAUGCCAGCGCAGAGGCAGGGUCGUUACCUGCACAAAAGCCUGUAGGAGCUUUUAGAGGAGGGCUAUUCGGCUUCCUCUUUGGCACUGCGAUAGCGGGUGCCUCGGUAUAUUACUAUAUUCUAGAUGAGUAUAGAGUGUCCAACGAGAUGUUGACGGAAGACAUCUACGCCUUGCAAGCAGCUACGCAACGUCUCAACGCCUACAUUACCGAUUUGGAGUCCAAAAUGGACCAAUUGCAGAAGAGGAAAUGAUGGACUCGUGAGAUAUGUUUUCCAUGAAUUUGCCUGGAUUCGGUGAUGGCCUGAUACGUUCUCGGAUUUUGCUCACAUGCGGCGCCCUUCCCCCUUCUAUCUCUCCCUCUAAACGUUGGAUCAAUUCCUGAGACUUGAAAUAUGCGUCUUUCCAUUUCAACUCAAUUCAAAGGGCUUGCUAUUCAUAUUACAUAUCCGAUUCAGCUUUGCAUGUAACUCCUUCUACUUGGCUCGGUGUUCCGAUUUGCAUUUCUUCCACCUAUCUUCCACCUAUCUCCGCAGAAACCUGUAAUAUUCAUUUUGCUUUAUAGUCAAUACAAUAGAUUAUUCUUUUAUCUUCUCCGG
Molecule: messenger RNA, 1101 nt
Organism: Blastomyces dermatitidis ER-3
Lineage: Eukaryota; Fungi; Ascomycota; Eurotiomycetes; Onygenales; Ajellomycetaceae
Exons: 3
Coding region: 379-756 (125 amino acids)
Source: RefSeq, a predicted model, not a curated record